UGAGCAGAGCAUGCAUGACAUGAGCAUUGUCGAAGAGGAGUUGAAUGAAAAUACCUUCAACGACCCCAUGAACAGUGUGAUUGAUUGGGCAGAAGAGGGUCCCUCAUUUCAUGGUCACCGUGACGACAGCUCUGAUGAGGAAUAUCUUCCACCAAUUUCUUUGCUAAUGGGUGGUGCGCUGAAGGGAGCACAGGUAAUUGAUAAUCUGCCAACUAUCGGGAUCGCUGAGACUGUGCACGACCUGCCUGCCCCUGAAGUCCCUUCUGAUGAGCCCCCAAGUCUCGAGCUGCCAAUUUUGCCAGGCCCUCAGAAGGUCCUCAGUGAGGAUGACAUUGUUGGCGUCAGAGCAUCAGUGCUCUAUGAGAACUGCUUGAGGCAGCUUGUCACAUUUUUAAUUCUGCCCGUGGACAGAUGCACUGGUGUAUUGAGGACUGGUUUGGUGUGUGACAGUGUUGCCCCCUUUCCAACAAACAUCGCCAUCAGGGGCACUGCAAUGAGCGUUGAAUGGAUCUGCCCCAAUGGACAUUGCCUAUGGCGGUGGAACUCCCAGCCUGUGUUGAAGUUUGGCAUGCAGGCUGGGGACUUUCUUCUUUCCACAAACAUCUUACUCUCCGGAAACAACUACACUAAAGUUGCUCUCCUCUUCAAAUUCAUGAACAUGCGAAUGGUCAACCCUAACACACACUUCACCAUCCAGGACAGCUAUUGUGUUGACCCUAUAAAAACAUUCUGGGAAGAGAAGAGAUCUGAGGCCUUCAGCCGACUUCAAGGGAAAGAUGUGGUACUCCUAGGUGAUGGCAGAAAUGACUCACCAGGGCAUUCUGCACAAUACUGCAGCUACACGACCAUGGAGCUUGACUCUAAGGAAAUUGUCUAUGUGGCCACUAUAGACAAGCGACAGACCAACUGGAACUCCAAUAUCAUGGAGAAGGAGGGUUUUAUCCAGACUGUGGACAAGCUUACCCAAGACCUAAAGGUAGUGGAGUUCUGCAUGGAUGCUCAUGUCCAGAUUGCAGCCCUUUUGAACCCAGACAAAGGCAGAUAUAAGGAUCUGAGAAUUCACCACAGCCUGGACAUGUGGCAUGGUGCCAAAAAUCUGUCCAAAAAGAUCUCUACCGCAGGAAAGGUGAAAGGACGGUCUCUUUUCAUUCACUGGCUGAGGGAUAUAGUUAACCAUUUCUGGUGGUGCUGCAAGACAGCAGAGACAUUUCAGCAGUUUCUUACACUUUGGAUUGGAGUUCUGCAUCAUGUUUGCAACAAUCACACCUGGGAAACGGGAAGCUGCCAACACGAUCACCUUGAAGACACUCAGGGUAAACAGUGGAUUGAGGGAGAUUCGAAGAGCCACAAAGCACUAGUGGACAUCGUCCUCAACAAACGCUGGCAGAAGGAUGUCCACAAGUAUCUGCGCUUCAGAUCAACUGCACAUCUUGAGUCAUUUCAGAAUCACAUUCUGAUGUAUGCCAGCAAGCGCCAGGCCUUCACUCCCCGAGUGUAUGACUCAAGAGUUGUGCUCGCAGCUCUGGACUACAAUUUCCACCGCGAACGGCCAACAUACCGGACGGAGGGCCAACAAGUUCUUAGGAAGAAGUACAACAAGAAUGCAAGAAGAUAUAGCCUUUACGCCGUGAAGUGUGAGAAAUCGUAUGGUUACAUCCCUGAGUUGCAAGCCCGCAUCUUGAAAGGGAGAGUCACAAGUGGAGUCGGGAUGCCGCGACGGAGGACCCUACAUCCAGAUGACCCUACAUCCAGAUGACCCACGGCGGCUUGGUGUUGUGCCCCCGAUACCUCCACCACCGACAUCAGAGUUGGUACGGACACAGGUCAGCAGAGGUCUGGGAUCAGCCUUCCAUGCUGCUACCAACUUGGAGGCAGAUUGAGCUGUUAUUUUGCUGGUGUUUGAGGUGUAAAUACAUGAGCAAAUGUUUUUGUAAAUAUGAAUAAAUAUCUAUAUUGGGUUUUUU
Molecule: messenger RNA, 1964 nt
Organism: Perca fluviatilis (European perch)
Lineage: Eukaryota; Metazoa; Chordata; Actinopteri; Perciformes; Percidae
Exons: 12
Coding region: 11-1756 (581 amino acids)
Source: RefSeq, a predicted model, not a curated record